Messenger RNA from Spea bombifrons (plains spadefoot toad), 1206 nucleotides. Its product is annotated as coenzyme Q-binding protein COQ10 homolog B, mitochondrial-like. The record is from RefSeq and is a predicted model, not a curated record. The transcript has 5 exons. Gene Ontology annotation, molecular function: ubiquinone binding. Gene Ontology annotation, cellular component: mitochondrion. Lineage: Eukaryota; Metazoa; Chordata; Amphibia; Anura; Pelobatidae. Gene Ontology annotation, biological process: ubiquinone biosynthetic process; cellular respiration. The coding region runs from base 75 to 785 and encodes 236 amino acids.
UGAAGCCGGCUCAUUGUCGGGAGAAAGCCGGGUUAGCUGCUAGCUGCUAGCUGCCAUAGAGCCUGAUCACUGCGAUGGCUGGAAGAAGCGCAUCCGUCCUGCUUCGGGCUCUGGUGGAGGCCGAGAGCCGGCCGUGUCAAACCGUAAUACGGAGAGCAAAGGCGCAGCGCGGAUUCCGCCAUUUAGACUCGUGUGGGAUUUUGGCCUCCCAGUACCCAAAACUACCUCUGCCUUCAUAUAUCCAGACACAAACCCGGACUUUCCUGAACUUUGCCGCACCGCUGCUGGGCAACAAGCGCAUGGAUUACACAGAAUCAAAAGUGUUAGGGUAUUCCAUAGAACAAAUGUUUGACAUUGUAUCUAAUGUUGAAGAUUACAAGAUGUUCGUGCCUUGGUGCAACAGUUCCAAAGUUUUAUCUAGUCGCAAGGGGAUAACUAAAGCUGAGCUGGAGGUGGGCUUCCCACCCAUUGUUGAAAGAUAUGUGUCUGAAAUCUCUGUAAUACCCCAGCACCAGAUCCGGGCUGUGUGCAAUGAUGGGAAGCUGUUCAGUCACUUGGAAACUGUGUGGAGAUUUAGUCCUGGAUUACCUGGGCGCCCUGACACCUGCACUCUUGAUAUCUAUGUUUCUUUUGAAUUUAAGUCCCUUCUUCAUUCUCAACUCGCUACAGUCUUCUUCGAUGAGGUGGCCAAGCAGAUGGUUAAUGCUUUUGAGCAUCAAGCAGCUAGAACUUAUGGACAGCAAACCGUCCCACUGCGAGCUGCAAAGCUCCGCGCUGUACAAUAAGAACAAAUUAUAACUUAUUUUUAUACAUUACAAGACGUGGGGUACUGUGGCCUAUGAAUUGACUUGAAGUGGCAUUAUAAUGCCCAGGGUAUCACGUGUUUGUAAUGGACCACACCGUAAACUUUGCACAUUCCUCUGUUCUGUUAUUUAUGUUUAUUUAACACAUUUAAAAUUAAGUUAUUUGUAAACAUGACUUUUAUGUUAUCCCUUUUCACUGCAGAGGGCAUGAUCUAAAGUUCUGCUGUUAAAUUGUGUCCAAUUUUGAAUGUGUAUAUAUAUAUAUAUUUAAGGCUGCCUUUUAAAAAACACUUUCAAUAAUAUAUGUAUGUACAUGUUUUAGAACAGACAUAUUUUAUAGCCCAAAAUUUUAUUUUUAUAUUCAUUUACAUGGCAGUAAAUAAAAAAAAAAAAAAAAAAAAAA